This is a messenger RNA of Eriocheir sinensis (Chinese mitten crab), 3010 nucleotides long. Its product is annotated as vascular endothelial growth factor A-like. NCBI's taxonomy places the organism in Eukaryota, Metazoa, Arthropoda, Malacostraca, Decapoda, Varunidae. Gene Ontology annotation, cellular component: membrane. The transcript is spliced from 9 exons. Gene Ontology annotation, molecular function: growth factor activity; growth factor receptor binding. The record is from RefSeq and is a predicted model, not a curated record. Gene Ontology annotation, biological process: positive regulation of protein autophosphorylation; positive regulation of cell population proliferation. Bases 151 to 1125 code for a protein of 324 amino acids.
CUCGAGCCCCUUGCCCCGUUCCGUGUGGAGCAGGCCCGCCCCAGUGUCUGUCCGUGUGCCACCCGUGUGGGUAGUGUGUUCAGUGUUGUUGUGACAGCCACGAGUGUGUUGUGGUGACGGACUGCUUCGCCCAGCGAGUGACAGUGAAAGAUGCCGACAUUCAAAUUUCUCUCCCUUGGGUGCCUGGUGGUGGUCAUGGUGGUGGCUGUGCCGGGCGUCACCGCGGAGGGACCCGUCAUCAACCCCUCUGACAACGAUGUGUACCCCACCUCCGUCCCGCCUUCGCCCCAUCCGGAAUUCUCGAAGGCCCGGGCACUGAACGUGAGCCAGACCACCGACCUGCGAGAGUUCAUCAUGAGGUUCGUGCAGGACGAGAGGAUCUGCUCCAACCCCACGCUGCGAGACCUCAUCCUGGGCGAGGAUGGGGAGGACAAGCGGGCCCAGGUGUGGUGGAACCGGCGAUGCGGGGGUGGUCGAAGGGGGGGAGCUCCGAGAUUUCCUUCAGCCCAGUCACCAGAAAGUACGUUGAUCAGAUAUCGUCGCAAAAGUACAAACCGUGACAAUCCUCAGAACUCGCUGGACCGCUCUCGGAAAGACAAAAAAAAGUGGCAAAAGGUUGAGAAGUUGAUGAGGGACAAACGAGUCUUUUGCAACCCCAAGAAGAAGGCCGUGCCGCUCCCCAAUCCCGACCACUCCACCACCAAGCUGCAGCCCGAGUGUGUGUAUAUCAAGCAGUGCGGCGGCUGCUGCGGCUCGCCGGAGCUCGAGUGUUUGCCCACCGAGACGAAGACCAGGACCUUCCCCACGAUGGUACUGACGCCGGUGCGGGAGAGAUACAAUUUUCCUGCGAGUCCGAUCAGGAUGGUCAAGGUUGUGGAGCAUAAGAAGUGUAGCUGCCAGUGCAAGGUAAGGGCCGAGCACUGCACGCCCAGCCAGGUGUACAAUGAAGGCGGUUGUCAGUGCCAGUGCCCGUCACACCUGAGCCGGGCCUGCCCCGCGAGGAAGAGUUGGAACGACAAAACCUGCCGCUGCGAGUGUACCAGACCGCGGGAAUGUACCACCGGACGCUACUUCGACGUCAACACAUGCAGGUGCGCCAGCCCGCACCCGGUAUGGUAUACGUAAUGUGACUGGGCGCGACUCGUUGGAUGAAAAAACGCGGCGAUUUGUUGCUCGGCGUGGAUUUCUCCUCUUUCUGCUCCUCCACCUUCUUAUUUUCCAUCUUAUUCUUCUUUUCCUUGUCCUCCUCCUCCCCCUCCUCCUCCUCCUCCUUUUAAACCGAAAGAGACGGCCAGCGAGCAGGAUUGAAAAAGGAGAAGGAAGUUUGAGAGCGGUCCACUCGUGUGUCCUGGAGCGGACUAACGUUGUAUUGCCUGACGUGUUGGUGCUGCUGUUGCUGCUUCUUGUUGGUCGCCCUGUCUCCGCUCUCCUGGUCCUCGCCGGCCUCCCAGCACCUCUGACUCAGAUAGGUCUCAGCGCCGAUGUGGAUAAGAAUUGGCCACAGAGGGUAACACAACUAUUAGACAUUCCAAGCAUUUGAUACCAGGCUCCCUCCCUCCCCCUCAAGUGUGUGGUGGCUUAUUGGUCGAGGCUGGUCCGAGGGUUGGGUUCCCAAGCCGAUGCUGGGUGCCUUCAUAUAAGAGAUAACGCUUGAUACCAACUCAAGCAGGACUGAGUAACCUUAGUUGAUCAGCCGGAGUGAAAGCCUUGUCCUCCCUCUCUACAGUUAUCGUCGGUCACAAGGACAACUGGCCUAUAUAAUGUCACUUUAUAUUUUGAGCUAGCGUGAGUGUCUGUUUGGCUUUGUUCAGGAAAAAGGAACAAAGUACGUAAUGGGACGCCCUGAAAAGGGAAGGAAUUUUGUUCCUAUAGUCAUUCGAUGAAUAAGCUUGAGCUUGGUCCAAGGCCUCCUGUGUGUGUGUGUGUGUGUGUGUGUGUGUGUGUGUGCCCCACCCCGCGCUACCCUUCUUCGUGGUUCCUGACCCCUUCACGCACCUUUGCUACUCUUCUCCUCGCCUUGUGCUUGUCGCCCCUACUUCACCCUGCUCCUCACUCACCCCCUGUACCCUCCCUGUCUGUGGUUGCCGCACACUCGUCCUGAGACAGACGCAGUGCGGUGUGUCCCACCAGGGUUGCUGGCUGCCCUGGGGCUUGCUGCUCACCUCGUGUCGUUGUCCCCUUUGCAGAUGUCUGAAGUCUUGAAUCGCAUUCCAGACCGGAUUGCUGGUGAGCCUGACCAUCCCCCCCACAGCCCUGGCCCCGGCUCUGUGCCGCCAGGACCGCCAAAGGUUGUGGCGAGGCCGUGCCGGGGCCAGAGUACCGACCGCUAGACCGUUGUGUUAGGAAGGCUCCUGGCCGAGGCUCAUUCUCCCUGUAGACCACUUAACCACAUAAUCUCUCGUGCCCACAUGCACUCAUAGUAUAGCCACACUUCACUAUACAGGAGUAUUCAUUAAAGGUUAUCUUGGUAUCAUGUAUUGCAGUAUCAUAUUCCUCAUAUCUGUGAUUCAUUAGGUUUUAGCUAAUGUUAAUUUAUAAACCCGCCUGGCGGGAUGACUUGUAAAGUACAUUACUUACCUGAGACGCUGGAGGCCUGCGCGGCGGCCGUCCGGCGGCGCCUGGCGGUGGGCGUGAGGUCCGGCACGCCGCCGCUGUUAUUUAUUGUGUGUGUGUGUGUGUGUGUGUGUGUGUGUGUGUGUGUGUGUGUGUUUCUACUGUAGUAAGAUACUUAGUACCAUUGUUUAUUGUUAAAACCAAUGUAGCAUUAAGUAUUUAACUGUAUUUAUUUGGUAUUAUUUGUAUUCUCAUGUAAAACUAUGCUGGUGUGUGUGUGUGUGUGUGUGUGUGUGUGUGCGCGCGUGUGUGUGUGCGUGCGUGCGUGUGUGCGUGCGCGCGCGCCCGCCCGCCCGUCACGAGGGGACGUGGGUUCCUGCUAGUCACUAGAGUACAUUCUCACGGCACUGGUAUAGAGAAGGCAUUUGGUUUGGAACAAUAAAGAUUAAAGACAAGA